This is a messenger RNA of Lodderomyces parapsilosis, 654 nucleotides long. RefSeq lists its product as uncharacterized. The record is from RefSeq and is a predicted model, not a curated record. Gene Ontology annotation, biological process: regulation of lipid metabolic process. Gene Ontology annotation, cellular component: mitochondrion. The transcript has a single exon. The coding region runs from base 1 to 654 and encodes 217 amino acids. NCBI's taxonomy places the organism in Eukaryota, Fungi, Ascomycota, Pichiomycetes, Serinales, Debaryomycetaceae.
AUGAGUGGGAUAGCUUUAAAACUAACAGCAUUACUAGUCAGAACUAUUCUGAAACCCAUAUCAAAAGCUAUAUCCACUCAAGCCAAAAACAAUGAAACGUUCCGCAAAUAUUGCAUUUCAUUUGCCAAUAAACUUCACAAGACUGAUGUCAAAUUACGCAUGAAUUUACUAGGUGAGAAAAAGAUUAGAGUUAGACCAUUGAAUGAUAACAAGGCUAUUGAACAAGGUGCAGCAUUUAUAUCGGAAACUUUUAUCUUUAGUGUUGCUGGUGGCCUAAUCUUUUAUGAAGCUUAUCGAAGUCGUAAAAAGGCAAGUGAUCAACGUGAUGCAUUGGCUGAUGAUAUUACAAUUUUACAAAAUGAAAUUGAGUACAUAAAGACUAAAUUGAGUGAUUUGAAUAUUAAAUUGGAUGAUUAUAAAGUACCUGAAGGGUAUAAACCAAAAUAUGUCAAGAUUAACAGCUUACAAGAAAAUUCAACCCAACAACAGUCACAACAGUCACCACUGCAACUAAAUCCACCAUCAAAACCACUGGAACUAAAAUCACAACACCAACUACAGAGGGAGGAACAGCCGAGCCAACAGGGUUCACAAGCAUCACAAUCAAAGCCGCCACCGCCUCAGCCCACUUCGACUCCACCUACAUCUCACUAA